Molecule: messenger RNA, 2649 nt
Organism: Linnemannia hyalina
Lineage: Eukaryota; Fungi; Mortierellomycota; Mortierellomycetes; Mortierellales; Mortierellaceae
Source: the annotation of a GenBank genome assembly
AUGCCGACACUGUCAGCAGCCGCAAAAGUCUUCAACAUCCCUGAACUCUCCGAAAUAAUCCUCCAAGACUUCACCCCGCACGAUUUCGCACAAUGUAUCCUCGUUUGCAAAUCCUUUGCGUCCGUCUUCACACCCAUCCUCUGGCACACCAUCGCCCUCAAACAGGAUCAUCAACAUGUCUGGUUCUCGACGUCCCCAGAGGUGCAGGAGGCGUUGCGGAAGAAUGCGCGGUUUGUGCAGGUUAUUCGCGUUCGGAGUUGUAAGAGUCUAGUGCCGUUUUUGAAGUUGGUGGAGGAGGAGGAGGAGGAGGAGGUGGGCAGAGGAGGACGAGGAGGAGGAGGGAAAGUAAUGCCGGGGUUGCAUACGUUGCAGUUUCCGGUGUAUAACAGGAGUUUGAGGAGUUAUGAGAUGGAUGACUUGCUCCCGGAUCCAGAGUUGCUUUCUGAGCAGGGACAGCAGGGAAUAUCAUCAACUGCCGCAGCAGCAGGGGCGACAUGGACACGGACACGGACACCGACAAGGGACUGGCUACGGUACAACGGGAUGUUCCUCAUGCGUCGUCGCUAUUUUAUCGACCGCCUCUACCGCCAAAGGCAACUCCACGCGCUCCAGAAACAACGGGUUGCUCGUCAACAACGGCUCGAGUCCUGGAAGAUUACAAAUGAUCCGAACUAUAUUACGGUCCAGUUGAAGAAGAAGGGGGAGAGGGUGGCGCAGAUGGAGCAGGAGUGUUUGGUCCUGGAGAGAAAGUUCCCGACUGUGGCUAUGGGGUUGGGACCGAGUUCGAUUGGACAGGAUUUGGAGCUGUUGAGGAGCAAGAUUCGGGAGACGAAAGAGGAGACAGAGACGUUGAGGCGAGCAUCGUCAUUACCACCGCCAACAGGAGCAGGGUUGGGAUUCAACAACGAAGGUUACAGCAACAACAACAACAAUCACUCUAUAGGAUUAUGGACGGAGGGCGAGUCAGGAUUCCGCAUGGGCUACGAAAAGUCGGAUGAAGAGAUCCUGGAACAGUUCCUGGGCAGGUUCCCUCACCUCCAGACCUUGAUGACGACCUCGUUACCCUUUCUUAGCCACGGGGUCAUACGGACCGUGGUAGAGUUGGCUACUCUGAGGUCGCUUUCAUUGACGAUAUACCAUGCGAGUUUGCCUGCUCAAGUGGCGAAUGUUCAUACGCUUUUGAACACUUGUCCGCCCAACCUUGAAAUCCUUCGACUUUCGUUCAUGGACAAGGAUGAUGACACAGUCGACAUGAUGACUGGCACCGCCCACUCCAGGAACCGAGACGGCACUGCCACCGCCACCGCCACUUUGCCGCCUGCGGAAAUGUUCGAGACCUCUACCUCAUCUUCUGCCGCAGGACCAACAACGACGACGAGCAACAACAUCAGAUCAAAGGAUGGUGGAGAUAUGAGUCUGGAUCUUGUUCGAGUAUCCAUCCAGCGUGCAGGACCCAUGCGAUACCUCCGACGGCUAUUUGUUGAAGGAACCCUCGGCGAUCCGGCACUCACAAAGACCAGCACAAUCGGCCACCCCAGCGCAGACUCACAGACAUGGGUCGCCUUCUUGGAACGAUGCCCCAACCUGCUGACACUGAGCCUUGGAGGAUGUUCCGUCAUGGUCUUGCCCGAGGUCGGCCAGUCCCUCAAAUUGUACUGUCCAAGACUGGAGGAUUUUGCGAUCGGUUACAAGAGUUAUCUGGGCACGCCUUCAUAUGAGCACUUGGACUCGAACCUGGCGAUUCUUUUGUCGUCACUAACAGGAUUGAAACGGCUCCGAAUCGAUACGUUUGCAUUGGAAACCAGAAGUCAAAUCCUGGGCGUGAUCCAACACCGCUUUACAGAGUCACUGACAGAGAUCUCGCUCAACGACUGCAAGUACCUCCGCCUCCGGUUCCUAGCAGAAUCCCAUUCAAUCUUCAGUCUCCUCCAGGCCCUCAAGAACAUCGAGUCCUUGGAUCUCCUUCCCUCGGGCGAGAUCUUUCAUUCCUUCGAACAUACCCUAGGCUGCCUGCGGUUCGUGUCCGAGGUGUCUUCAAAGCCCUGGACCUGUCAGGGAUCAUUACGGGUGUUGAGGAUAAAUAUUGAUGGGGUACUGAGGAAAGCGUCGAGUUAUUCGUUGACGAGGGAACAGGAUCUGGAGACGAGUCGGAUGUUGCAAAGGAGGGCUUGUCAGUUCUUGGGCUCGUUUCCGCAGUUGGAGGAGUUGUCGUUGGGGGUCUUGACGUCUGCUGCGCGACAGAAGGCGACCGCUCAGUGGCCUAAUUUUGGUCAUUAUUACAGCGACAAGGACAUGGACAAAGACCUGGACGACACGAGUUUAUUCGCACCAAGCGCAGAAGACCACGAACAAGGCCCCGUCUACGGAGCAUUCAAAUUUGUCGGUAUCCAAUCCACCUGCCUCGCCCUCUCGCUCACCCACGGGCUCGACCUCAUGUCUGGACUCAAACGUCUUAAGAUCUUCAAUGUUGCCAGGAUGGAUCAUCUGAUCGAAACAGAGGAAGUCGAGUUUAUGAUGGAUCAGUGGCCAAAAUUGGAGUUUAUUCCAGAACUGGUCAUGAAACUAACCUCGAAACCAGAGCCCCUUCCUUUACACCUCGGUCCAGGGUUCAGCGCAAGACUCAAAGAUCUGUCGAAUCCUGGCGAUUAA